Messenger RNA from Sorghum bicolor (sorghum), 1163 nucleotides. RefSeq names its product protein TIFY 3. Gene Ontology annotation, biological process: response to wounding; regulation of jasmonic acid mediated signaling pathway; regulation of defense response. Lineage: Eukaryota; Viridiplantae; Streptophyta; Magnoliopsida; Poales; Poaceae. The record is from RefSeq and is a predicted model, not a curated record. The transcript is spliced from 5 exons. Gene Ontology annotation, cellular component: nucleus. Bases 4 to 828 code for a protein of 274 amino acids.
CACAUGCGCCGUUCGCUGUACACAUACACCCGCGCCGCGCGGGAGCCCUCGCCCUUUCUCGCCGCCGCCCCUCUGUUUGCCCCAUUUUCUAUUCCCGAGUCCUUCCCAACUCCCAUCCCAAGCGGCGGAAAGAGAAGGAGAGAGAGAGAGGAGUUGCAAGUUGGUGAGAUGGAUCUGUUGGAGCGGAACAUUAAGAAGGGGGACACGACGGAGGAGGAGAAGGCGCGCAAGGAAGACGAGCGGAAGGAGGAGGAGGAAGUCGGUGAGAGGAAGACGAAGACCCAGGACCAGGAGCCGCAGCCGCAAGGCCAAGUCCUCAGCCUCUCGCUCGCCAACGGCAGCGCCAGGUCUGGAAUGUUGCCGAUGGCGAACCCGUCAGCUAAUCCUGCACAGCUUACGAUUUUCUAUGGUGGAUCAGUAUGUGUGUAUGACUCAGUGCCUCCAGAAAAGGCUCAAGCAAUCAUGCUUAUAGCUGCAGCUGCAGCGGCUGCGGCAGCCACCAAAGGCAGUGCUGCCACUGCUGUUAAGCCUCCUAUGAUGCCUGCAGCCACUGUUGCCCCAGCAGCAGUUGUUUCUCCUGUGCUUACAAGGUCUCCAUCACUGCAGAGCACUUCUGUAGCAAAUGGGCAACCUCAGGUUGUUGCUGACCCUAGCUCAAUAUGCAAACUUCAGGCUGAUCUCCCCAUUGCCAGGAGGCACUCUCUUCAGCGCUUCCUUGAGAAACGCCGUGACAGGAUCGUGAGCAAAGCUCCCUACAGCCCCGCCAAGUCGUCCGACGGCAUGGAGUCACCGGGGAUGGAGGUGACUGCGGAGGGCAAGACCCAGUAACUUGAAAUGUAGGGUUGCCGCGGAGUCCGAACACACGUGAAGGCUGACGUUUGUGGGAAGGGGCAGGGACGUGCUGCUGUUGGCUUUGUGUUAUGUGGUGGCAGCAGCAGCAGCAGCAGCAGCAGCCUGGAACUGCACUAAUAAUGGGACCGGAACCUGUAUUACCGUUGUUCUGUUGUCGCGUGCUAGGUUUAUUCUGAAGUGGGAUUCCUUUACUACGCAUACCGAACUGCUACGAUAUGUCUGUUGUACAUCAUGCCGGUCGUUUGGUCUGUCUGACUUUGUUACAUUGAUCGUCUACUAGUAAUGGAGGAAUGCAGUACCACGUAUGAGUA